UAUCGUCAUGCAACAGGCCAGCGCAACCCUGGCUUCGACCACUGAUAGUCAGGCACAUCAAAGCAACAAAGGACUAUCCAACAACCCGUCUGUCGACGCUGAAAAGGCAAUUGGCACAGUUUCAUCCGAUACAGAUCCUGCACCUCCCUUCUCGACCUUCACCCAUACACAAAAGAAACUCAUCGUCUUGACCAUAUCUUUCAUCGGUCUGCUGUCUCCAUUAUCAGCGAGCAUUUACUUCCCAGCUAUCGGCACACUUGCAAAAGACUUGUCUGUCUCGACAUCGGACAUCAACUUGACAAUUUUCCAGGCCAUUGGUCCGACCUUCUUUGGCAACCUGUCCGACGUCAAGGGCAGAAGACCUGCUUACAUAGGUUGCCUCAUCAUCUCAAUCGCAGCCAAUAUCGCAUUAGCUUGUCAAAGAUCGUAUGCCGCCCUUCUAGUCCUCCGUUGCAUCCAAAGCUCUGGUUCAGCAGCUACGGUCGCUUUGGGUCAGGCUGUUGUCGCCGAUGUCUCAACAAGAGCGGAAAGAGGCAAACGGGUUGCGUAUGCAAGUGCUGGAAUCAUGCUCGGACCUGCUAUAGGUCCUACAGUCGGCGGUCUGCUGGAAACCUAUCUUGGUUGGCCAUCUAUCUUUUGGUUCCUGGCCAUAUUUUCUGGAGUCAUGUUGGUCGUGACGCUCUGUCUCUUACCUGAGACCUGUAGAGCUGUCGUCGGAAAUGGAUCUGUUCCACCGCAGAGGUGGAACCGAACGUUAUGGUCAUGCCUGCGGAAGAAGAAUGUUGCUGAGCAAGCUGGAACGCUGCAGCGAUCCAAAAAGAGGCCAAAUCCAUUCACAUCGCUACUAAUCAUACUCAAGAAGGAAGAUGGCCUUAUCCUACUCUGCGGUGCCUUCUUGUACGCAGGCUUCUACAUCGUUCUAAUCACCCUGACCGACCAACUCUCUCAGGAAUAUGGUUUGAAUACUUUGCAAGUUGGCCUUUGCUACUUGCCCUUUGGUGUUGGAUGCAUGGCUUCUCGUUUCUCUGUCGGCAUACUUCUGGACCGCAACUACAAACGCCUUACGCAUCAGGCCGAUCCUUCCAGUGAAUCCUCCUCAAACGCCAAAGAAUCUGACGACUUCCCCAUCGAGAAGGCGCGCCUACAAAUCGGCAUCCCAGCAAUUUAUGCUUCGGCCAUUGUCACCAUAACCUACGGCUGGGUAAUGCACUACAAGACUUCGUUGGCAGGUCCACUAGUCAUGUUGUUCUUCGUCGGCAACUUUACCACAGGAGCUUUCAAUGUGUUUAGUACUUUGAUUGUCGACAUCAACUUACAUCAACCAGGCACGGCAUCUGCAGCGAACAACCUGGCUAGAUGUGGCAUGGGUGCUGCCUUUACGGCUUUUGCACAGCCUUUGGUCGGUGUUAUCGGGAUUUGGUGGGCGAGUACGGCAGUGGCCUUUCUCUGGGUGUUGACGACGCCUUGUCUGUGGGCGGUGAUAAGAUGGGGGCCUGAAUGGCGUGCUGCGGAAAAGACGAAGCUAGAGCAAAGAGAGGGCAAGAAA
Messenger RNA from Aureobasidium vineae, 1546 nucleotides. NCBI's taxonomy places the organism in Eukaryota, Fungi, Ascomycota, Dothideomycetes, Dothideales, Saccotheciaceae. The record is from the annotation of a GenBank genome assembly.